GACCGCUCAAUUUCAGCACAAUCUAUGGGAUAUCUAGUUCUCAAUCGUUCAAUGACGGAAUUACCGUGCAACUACGUCAUGAACCGCCCUCACCCGCACCAACAUUUUCGCUUCUCAACGUUGUGUAUCCUCUAGAAAUUCACCCGUCUCCGCAUUCUUGCAAUUAAAAAGAACCAUGGCUACUCAAACUGCUCUGAAAGAUGCUGUAAUCCAUGAUCACAAUGAAAUGUAUCAGUAUUAUGACCAGUAUCAGCAGUCCAAAGGCAAUGUCGAUGCUCAAGCCCGCUGGGCGCGCCAACUCACUUGGGAAAUCGCGAGGCAUGCUGUCGGCGAAGAAAUUGUCGUUUAUCCUCUUAUGGAGAAACAUCUCGGUCAAAAGGGUGUUCAAUUGGCAGAUGAAGACCGUGCCGACCAUCAGACCGUAAAGGAGCUCUUAGCUCGUCUGGAGACGCUCACACCCGGGACUUCUGAGUAUGACGACACUCUGAGCGGAGCCAUGGCCGACCUUCGUAAACAUAACGAAAGUGAAGAGCAGAAUGAUUUACCCCUGUUGGAAGAGAAGCUUUCUAUGGGGGAUAGUCAACAAGCAGCGACUUUGUUCACUAGGACGAAUAAGUUUGUUCCUACGCGGGCCCACCCCAUGGCUCCGAACAAGCCACCUUAUGAGACCCUCGUUGGCUUCAUGGCGGCACCUAUUGACAAAUUGAAGGACUAUUUUGCCAGUUUCCCUACUGAGGAAAUGAAAAAAGACGCAGGCAUUCAUUGAGGGUAAAUUAUCAAAGGAGUCGGCUUCAUGUUUUUUAUUUCAAUGGUCGGCUAUCGUUUCUUUUCCAGUCGUUAACUGAGUGGCUUGGGAUGACUAUGGCUGUGCGUUCUUGCCCCAAAGUUUUUGUAGCAAACUUUUACGGUUUGUAUGGUAUAUUGGCUCUGCCCAGGCUCCUGCUCUUAAAUUAUGGUUAGGAGAUAUGUCAGGUGUAGUGUUGACGUAACACGAAACUUAUUCUUGGUCGUUUUGUUUUUGAC
Serpula lacrymans var. lacrymans S7.9 is the source of this 1023-nucleotide messenger RNA. RefSeq lists its product as uncharacterized. The transcript has 5 exons. Bases 176 to 766 code for a protein of 196 amino acids. The record is from RefSeq and is a predicted model, not a curated record. NCBI's taxonomy places the organism in Eukaryota, Fungi, Basidiomycota, Agaricomycetes, Boletales, Serpulaceae.